This is a messenger RNA of Procambarus clarkii (red swamp crayfish), 1455 nucleotides long. RefSeq lists its product as uncharacterized. The record is from RefSeq and is a predicted model, not a curated record. Lineage: Eukaryota; Metazoa; Arthropoda; Malacostraca; Decapoda; Cambaridae.
AUGUCAGCCACUAGUACUGUUCCUUCAGAUACAGCAACCACAUCAGCCUCCACUCCUACAAUGUCAGCCACUAGUACUGGUCCUUCAGAUACAACAACCACAUCAGCCUCCACACCUACAAUGUCAGCCACUAGUACCGUUCCUUCAGAUACAGCAACCACAUCAGCCUCCACACCUACAAUGUCAGCCACUAGUACUGUUCCUUCAGAUACAGCAACCACAUCAGCCUCCACUCCUACAAUGUCAGCCACUAGUACUGUUCCUUCAGAUACAGCAACCACAUCAGCCUCCACUCCUACAAUGUCAGCCACUCAUACCAUUCCUUCAGAUACAGCAACCACAUCAGCCUCCACUCCUACAAUGUCAGCCACUCAUACCAGUCCUUCAGAUACAGCAACCACAUCAGCCUCCACACCUACAAUGUCAGCCACUAGUACUGUUCCUUCAGAUACAGCAACCACAUCAGCCUCCACUCCUACAAUGUCAGCCACUAGUACUGGUCCUUCAGAUACAGCAACCACAUCAGCCUCCACUCCUACAAUGUCAGCCACUAGUACCGUUCCUUCAGAUACAGCAACCACAUCAGCCUCCACUCCUACAAUGUCAGCCACUAGUACUGGUCCUUCAGAUACAGCAACCACAUCAGCCUCCACUCCUACAAUGUCAGCCACUAGUACUGGUCCUUCAGAUACAGCAACCACAUCAGCCUCCACUCCUACAAUGUCAGCCACUAGUACCGUUCCUUCAGAUACAGCAACCACAUCAGCCUCCACUCCUACAAUGUCAGCCACUCAUACCAGUCCUUCAGAUACAGCAACCACAUCAGCCUCCACUCCUACAAUGUCAGCCACUAGUACCGUUCCUUCAGAUACAGCAACCACAUCAGCCUCCACUCCUACAAUGUCAGCCACUAGUACUGGUCCUUCAGAUACAGCAACCACAUCAGCCUCCACUCCUACAAUGUCAGCCACUAGUACUGUUCCUUCAGAUACAGCAACCACAUCAGCCUCCACUCCUACAAUGUCAGCCACUAGUACUGGUCCUUCAGAUACAGCAACCACAUCAGCCUCCACACCUACAAUGUCAGCCACUAGUACUGUUCCUUCAGAUACAGCAACCACAUCAGCAUCCACUCCUACAAUGUCAGCCACUAGUACUGGUCCUUCAGAUACAACAACCACAUCAGCCUCCACUCCUACAAUGUCAGCCACUAGUACCGUUCCUUCAGAUACAGCAUCCACAUCAGCCUCCACACCUACAAUGUCAGCCACUAGUACUGUUCCUUCAGAUACAGCAACCACAUCAGCCUCCACUCCUGCUACCAAUCAUCCAGUUUCAGCAGACAUGCCAUCAUUGCCUGUUGUUGCUGCUGGUGACACAAGAGGAAAUACCAAAAUCUGUAACAAUAAAGAAGUUUGCAAUCCUCGAGACAGACCCGGGGCUAUGGAACAUUAA